This is a messenger RNA of Effrenium voratum, 676 nucleotides long. Lineage: Eukaryota; Dinophyceae; Suessiales; Symbiodiniaceae. The record is from the annotation of a GenBank genome assembly.
CAAAGAGUGGCUCUUCCCUUGUCGGACCCCGAUGGCUCCCUGAACCAUCCCCCACUGGACACGUGAAGCGCCGCGCGCCAUGCCGAAGAGGUCGCGGUACACGAGCAUCUCCACUUUGACGGAUGAAGAGCUGGAGGAGCGGGAGUGGGAGUUCGAGACGGCGCUGCGUCAGCGGAACGAGGCACUGAAUUCCAAGAGGAGCUCCUUGGGGGAGAAGUUCACACCCCUCGGGGACCACCAGAAGUUCAAGGAGAUGCAGAAUUUCAAGCAGCUCCGGGACAGGGAGAGGUACCUCCUCCAGGAGGUGCAGGAGGAGAAGCGGCGGCGGAAGGAAAAGCGGGACGCUGAGCAGGCGGAGAAGCCGAACGCGGCCAUGUCAGCGGCCAUUGCGGAGUACUUUGCCCAGCAGAAGGCCGCCGGCGGUUCCGCCGCGCCACAGAUGCCGAAGAGCGUGGCGCGCACCGCACAGAUCCACCCGUCGCUGGCCAGCGUCUACGCCAAUGCCCCGCCGCCUCCCCGGAAAACGGCGCCCGUUGCAGCGCCAGAGCCUCACGCGCAGGCGCCGGCGCCCGCGGCGCCCGCGGGGCACGCGGUGCCUGACCUGGCGACGCUGAGCGCAGCCAGCGCGCUGCCGGCAGCCUUUCGCGCCAAAGCGCUGGCGUCCCUCAGCCGCUGA